Molecule: messenger RNA, 1366 nt
Organism: Aspergillus neoniger CBS 115656
Lineage: Eukaryota; Fungi; Ascomycota; Eurotiomycetes; Eurotiales; Aspergillaceae
Product: serine/threonine-protein phosphatase
Exons: 6
Coding region: 73-1050 (325 amino acids)
Biological process (GO): mitotic cell cycle; peptidyl-serine dephosphorylation
Cellular component (GO): cytosol
Molecular function (GO): protein serine/threonine phosphatase activity
Source: RefSeq, a predicted model, not a curated record
GUUUCUAUAAACUCUCGAUAUCAUCUUGCAUUUACCAAUUCAACUUCACGUAGUCUUCUUCGCAGCGAAGCAAUGAUAGUUGACAUUACGAGUAGGCCAGAUAAGCAGUCGAAGCCAAAGGGAUUGGACCAUCAGCAUACCCAGAACUUGGACGCAUUGAUCGAGCAAUUGAUGAGUUGUAUAACCUUGUCAGAGGAUGAUAUAGAGCGAUUAUGCGAUCAGGCAAGGGAGUUGUUGCAAGAUGAAUCAAAUGUACAGCCAGUUUCCAGCCCCGUUACAGUCUGUGGCGACAUUCAUGGCCAGUAUCAUGACCUGAUCGAGCUUUUCCGAAUAAGUGGACUAUGUUCAGACACCAAUUACCUCUUCAUGGGUGACUACGUCGACCGCGGCUACCAUUCCGUCGAAUCAGUAUCCCUCCUCGUCGCCCUCAAAGUCCGCUACCCCAAACGCAUAACGAUCCUCCGGGGUAACCACGAAUCCCGACAAACCACCCAAGUAUAUGGCUUCUACGACGAAUGUCUGCGGAAGUACGGCAACGCCAGGGUAUGGACAUUAUUUACAGACCUAUUCGACUGCCUCCCUCUUACUGCUCUUAUCGACAAUUGCAUCUUCUGUCUCCACGGAGGGCUAAGUCCCUCUAUUGAUACUCUGGAUAAUGUUCGAGAGCUGGACCGAGUACAUGAACCGCCUCAUGAAGGCCCAAUGUGUGAUCUCCUCUGGAGCGAUCCUGAUGACAGAUACGGUUGGGGCAUUUCGCCUCGUGGCGCCGGGUAUACAUUCGGACAGGACAUAUCUGACGCGUUCAAUCACAAUAACGGUCUCAGUCUUAUCGCGCGAGCACAUCAGAUGGUAAUGGAUGGGUAUCUUUGGGCGCAUGAUAAAAACGUCGUUACGGUUUUCUCUGCUCCGAACUACUGCUACCGUUGUGGCAAUCAAGCAGCUAUACUGGAGGUAGAUGAACAACUCAACUACCAAUUUAUACAGUUUGAUCCUUCGCCACGGACUGGGGAACCUACAGUGCAUAGAAGGACGCCAGAUUACUUUUUAUAGCUGUCAAUUCGCCUACAACGCGAUGGGUUUUAAAAGAGUUGAGUUGCUACUAUAUACUUCGAUUUACUAAUCUUGCCGGUGGCAAAUGUACUAGAGGUAAGGUACUAAAAGGAAUUCCGGGCACGAUUGAUGGUGUGUUUAUAUCAAUUUCAAAGUUUGUUUGGGCUUGUCCUCUGCGCUUGGCAGAAUAUAUGUUUUUGUUUUUACACCUCACCAAUCAAGGAAUACUUAUGCAACGUUGUUGUAUUCCCGUCGAUUAUAGCCAAAAGAAAGUGAUACGCAAUGUGGUUUGGAAAAGGAAACCCGAAGCAGCGGC